AUGCCAGCCAAAAUGCAGCUCCUUAUCAGAUGUAACGGGAGGAUUUUCCUGGCUGUUUGUUUAAUCCUCUUUGUGGGAUACACAGCACAAGGUGCUCCAGCACAGAGGGCAAGGUACAAGAGAGUGAGAUGCCGACCCGACUCCUGGUCUGCUAACUGCAUCGAAGAGAAGGGGCCCUGGUUUUACAUGCCCACCGGUGGAGCCAACAGGAUCCUUCCCCCCAUGGCAGACCCAUCCCUGAUGAAGCGAUACCAGGAGCUGGGUGACAUAUUCCCUCUCUUGGACGAUGAUUCUGGCUCUGGCUAUGAGUCCGCGGUGGAGCUGGAACCAGCCUCCGGGUCGGGGCUCGGCGAUGUCGGCACCUUCUCCGAAGCGAAGCUGCCUGUCUUCCUAGCGGGCCCGCGAGGCGGUGAGCUGAAGCAAAAGCUGACGGAGGAGGAUCUGAUCCUGUAG
This is a messenger RNA of Apaloderma vittatum (bar-tailed trogon), 453 nucleotides long. RefSeq names its product serglycin (gene SRGN). The record is from RefSeq and is a predicted model, not a curated record. NCBI's taxonomy places the organism in Eukaryota, Metazoa, Chordata, Aves, Trogoniformes, Trogonidae. The transcript has 3 exons. The coding region runs from base 1 to 453 and encodes 150 amino acids.